UUCCAGGAGUCCCAGCUGUCCGUGUCCUCCCAUGGGAAGCAGAUCGCUAUUCUCAGAGCCCUCCAGCGGAAAUGUCGUGAACAGAAGCUGCAGUCGCAAUUUAAUGAGCUGUUCUGUAAGCUGGUGAACAAGGUUUUGCCGAUAAAACGUAACGAGCCGGUUGGUGACCGUAUAGUGAAAUUCAUAUCGUCAUUUGUGAACUCGAUCAACCCUGAAUCAGAGGACGACAACGCCAACGUGGACAAGCAGGACGAGAAAAUGUACAACAAAUUCAUAGACAGACUUGCCCGUCACUUGUUAAAUGGCCUGGAAGCUAAUAAUAAGAAUGUUCGGUACAGAGCCUGUCAUAUUCUCUCACAUUUGAUGAACAAUAUGACCUCGAUUGACACUGAUUUGUACGAAGCCCUGAGCGAGGGGCUGCUUGCCAGGAUAUAUGACAAGGAGCCACACAUCCGAAUCAAGGCCAUCACAACUCUGGCAAGCUUCCAAGAGCCAGAUGGAAGCCAGGAGCUGAGCAACGCAGCAAUGAAAAUUCGUUAUGUGAUGCAAAAUGACACAAAUCCAGAGGUGAGGCGAGCAUGCUUGCGCCAAAUCGAAAAAACCAGACAUACAGAGCCGUACAUAUUCGAGAGGGCAAGGGACACAAACUCAGUCAACAGAAGGUUGCUGUACUCUAAAGUGCUGCCUGACUUCAAAGAUUUCAGACGCAUAGACUACAAGGCUCGGGAACAGUUGCUCAAGUGGGGUCUCAAAGAUCGCGAGGAGUCCGUCAAGAAGGCUGCAAUCAAGUGGCUCACUGAAAAUUGGAUGCAGACUUUAAACAACGACGUGAUGGAGCUGCUAGAACGUCUGAAGGUUACCAAAAGUGAGAUCGCGGAAACCGCCGUCCGUGUUUUCCUUGAUAAUCGGCAGGAUGUUGUGGCCAAGAUAACCUUUGACGAGCAAAUUAUGCGCGCAUUGACACCAGAAACUUCUCUCUUGCUAAGGGUUUAUUAUCAGCAUUGCAAUGAUACGAACAAGAUCACGCAGAUUGAAAAAUACUUUCCGGAAGCUGCUCAGUUUGCGGAUAUAUUGAGUGGCUAUUUUGCAAAGCGAAAAGAAAUCCUCAUUGUUUUAAAUCAACAGAAGCCAUUACUAGAGGCAGAGAGCUCGGUUGACAUGACAGAGCUCGACGAUCUGGACUUCGUCCUGCGACAAUUGCUGAUUGUGGCUUCCGAAUAUGACUAUAGUGAUGAGUUUGGACGAAGCAGAAUGCUGAACACCCUAAGAGCCGUGCUCACGGGUGAUCAUUUGUCAGACAACUUGAUUGAGGUCCUCAUGCUUUGUAUACAUAAACUGUCCAUCAGCGAGCGCGAUUUCACACAGAUGAUUGUGGAAAUUAUUAAUGACCUUAAAGACUCGGCUUACGAAAAACAGAACACGCUGGAAGAAGGCAUCGCGGGACAAAGCUCCCGAGUGGAGGACGAUCUGGCUGCAAAUUACGAUGAAGACGAUGACGAUGAUGAGAAUAGUUUCCAUUCCGCAAGAGAUCUGUCCAGAUCAUUGAUUGAUAGCGCCAACAGAUCGAUGCAACAGGAACUGAAACAGGUCGCAGAAUUGAGUCCCGAAAACCUGAUUGAAUGUCUCACCAUUGCGCGCCGUAUGCUUGAGCUUGUAAACAAGCCUUUGAAGGAUAACAUCACCUUAAUGUCGAUUCUCGAUAGUUUGAUUCGGCCUUCUAUUCGUCGAUCCGAAACCGAAAUCAGAAAACUGGGUCUCAUUUGUUUAGGCCUCUGCUGCAUUCUCGACAAAGAAUUGGCUGCUGACAGCAUUUUCAUCUGCGCUAUUUUUGUCACGAAAAGCAAUGAGGAGUCGCUCGUUGUCACUGGUAUCAAGGUUAUUUCAGACUUGCUCGCGGUUCAUGGAAUAUCUGUACUGGAGGUGGAAACUGCUAAUAGCGUGGAUGCAAUUGCUAUAGCGCGGCUUUUCUAUCGUACACUGAGAGACUCCAACCGCAAAGAAGCGCAGGCCACUUCAGGGGAAGCCCUGUACAAACUCUUUUUGUGUGGAGUUAUCACUGAUGAUGAAUUGUUCGAAACGACGCUGCUUUCCUAUUUCAAUCCUGCGAUCAACGACAAUGAGCAGCUGAAACAGUGUUUUUCGUUCUGUAUACCUGUCUAUGCUUUCUCUCAUGAAUCGCAUCAGGAGAGAAUUGCUCGCGUCACUUGCGACACGUUAUUCAGACUAUUCAGUGGGUGGGGCGAGAUGACAGAAGCCGAUUGUGCUUCCUCGAUAACACCACAAUCCAUUGUUCAACAACUGAUGUACUGGACUGAUCCUUAUCGAGUUGUUAACAAGUCUCCAGGUGAAGCAGCCAGUAGCUCGGUCCAGGUCGAGGUUGGGCUCCAACUGUUGUCUUUGCUGGAAAAAUUAGAAUACUCAGGGGUUACCAAGCCGUUUUUCAAGGCUAUCAUGACCUCGCUUCCGCGGCUCACAUUUACGGAACAAUGCGAUGUCGCGAAACUGGAACAACUAUACACUUCAAUGGAGCAAUUGGAAGGCGUGUUGGAAAAGCCUUUGAAGGACCAGCCUUCUAGGAAUGCAUACAGCAGGUUUGCGGAAUAUGUACUGGAA
Messenger RNA from Ogataea polymorpha, 2613 nucleotides. RefSeq lists its product as uncharacterized. Gene Ontology annotation, cellular component: condensed chromosome; condensin complex. The record is from RefSeq and is a predicted model, not a curated record. Gene Ontology annotation, biological process: mitotic chromosome condensation. Lineage: Eukaryota; Fungi; Ascomycota; Pichiomycetes; Pichiales; Pichiaceae. The annotation marks the transcript as partial. The transcript has a single exon.